AUGGUCUCCCAGAACUCACAAACUCCGACAAACAGUACAAACGAGCGGAAGCCGACCAAAUGUCGCGGUUUGAUGCUGGCGCCGUAUAUCUACGAUACCGAUUCCGUCCAGCAGCAUCUGCUGUGCAGAGCCGAAGCCAACAACACUGCAUCAGAAUCAACCAAUAGAACGUCUGAAACUGCGGAAGUGUCAAACCACAGCGACCUUGAAGUUCACGAUCUGGAUGCUCUGAUGCAAGAACCUCCUUCCCCGCAAGGUCGGCUUUGA
This is a messenger RNA of Fusarium odoratissimum NRRL 54006, 267 nucleotides long. RefSeq lists its product as uncharacterized. The record is from RefSeq and is a predicted model, not a curated record. The transcript is spliced from 2 exons. NCBI's taxonomy places the organism in Eukaryota, Fungi, Ascomycota, Sordariomycetes, Hypocreales, Nectriaceae. The coding region runs from base 1 to 267 and encodes 88 amino acids.